Messenger RNA from Zalophus californianus (California sea lion), 4386 nucleotides. It is a transcript of the gene MTRF1L, whose product is annotated as mitochondrial translational release factor 1 like. The record is from RefSeq and is a predicted model, not a curated record. The transcript has 7 exons. Bases 157 to 1299 code for a protein of 380 amino acids. Gene Ontology annotation, molecular function: translation release factor activity. NCBI's taxonomy places the organism in Eukaryota, Metazoa, Chordata, Mammalia, Carnivora, Otariidae. Gene Ontology annotation, biological process: translational termination.
UUUCCCACCGAGGCUUUCGGGAGGCCCUUUAAAACUGGCGCGUGCGCCGGGCUGGGCACGGUCAGUUCUCGCCGGAUUCCAAACUCCGCGCGGUGUCGCGAGAUUCACUAUCCGAAACUUCCGGCUCUGGUCGAGCUCGGGGGUUGCAAUUCAGCUAUGAGGUCUCAGCUUCUUCGGAGUGCUGCUCGGUGUCUGUGGGCUGGCAAGGUUGUCAGCCCGGCCCGCCGGCACCUAAACUGCGGAAGCCUGCCGCUGGAGGAGCUGUUCGCUCGCGGCGGGCCCUUGCGGGCCUUCCUGGAGCGUCAGGCGGGAUCUGAAGCCCAGUUGCAGGUCAGGGGGUCUGAGCUGCUGGCGGCGGCCAAACUGCUGAGCGAAAAGGAGCAGGAGCUGCAGGAGACCGAGCACUUGCUACACGAUGAAAAUGAAGACUUAAGGAAACUUGCAGAGAAUGAAAUAAGCUCAUGUCAAAAGGAAGUAACUCAGUUGAAGCAUCAGAUUAUUUUACUUUUGGUUCCCUCAGAAGAAACAGAUGAAAAUGAUUUGAUCUUGGAGGUAACUGCAGGAGUUGGGGGUCAGGAGGCAAUGUUGUUUACUUCAGAGAUGUUUGAUAUGUAUCAGCAAUAUGCUGCAUUUAAAAGAUGGCAUUUUGAAACCCUGGAAUACUUUCCAAGUGAAAUAGGCGGCCUUAGACAUGCAUCUGCCAGCAUUGGGGGUUUAGAAGCCUAUAAGCACAUGAAAUUUGAAGGAGGUGUGCACAGAGUACAAAGAGUGCCAAAGACAGAGAAGCAAGGCCGCAUCCAUACUAGCACCAUGACUGUAGCAAUAUUACCCCAGCCAACUGAGAUUAAUCUGGUGAUUAACCCGAAAGAUUUGCGAAUUGAUACUAAGCGAGCCAGUGGAGCUGGAGGACAGCAUGUAAAUACCACGGACAGUGCUGUCCGGAUAGUUCAUCUUCCAACAGGUGUUGUUUCUGAAUGCCAACAAGAGAGAUCUCAACUGAAAAACAGAGAGAUGGCUAUGAAGAAGCUGCGUGCGAAACUGUACAGCAUGCAUCUGGAAGAGGAGACAAGUAAAAGAUACAGCGCUAGAAAGAUUCAGGUUGGAACUAAAGGAAGGUCAGAGAAAAUAAGAACAUAUAAUUUUCCACAGAACCGGGUCACAGAUCACAGAAUAAACAAAUCACUUCAUGAUCUUGAAAGUUUUAUGCAAGGGGAGUUUCUGCUGGAUGAACUUGUACAAUCCUUGAAGGAUUAUGCUGAUUAUGAAUCUUUAGUAGAAAUUAUUUCCAAAAAAGCUUAAAUUGAUUUAUUAUUAAAGACUUUUAUAGCUUAUGAAAAUUCACAGCAAAUUAUAUGGUGUGUAAAUACUAGUAUUCUCUUAAAAAAAGUGAGUUAACUCAGCUGGAAGUAAUGUGUGUAUUUUUAAGACAGAUAAUUUAUAUAAAUCUUCUCUUAGGGUAUUAGUAAAAAAAUACACAAUACAAUCAUGACUCUGGUUAUAUAUUUUGGACUCUUCCUAUGAGAAGUACACAAACAAAAACAGUACUUUGUUUUAUGUAAAAUGUUUAAUAACUGAUCACAAAUUUGGUUUAACUAAUGAAAAACCUCAAACAUAAAAUAACAGUAAUAUGAUAAUAAAUACUGUAUUAGUCAAAGUCCAAUUAAGAGACAGAAACCAUACCAUGAAUUUGAACAGGGCUAAUUUUGAUAACAAAGAAUUUUUAACUGAUAAUAGGAUAAGCUAUUAGGGGAUAAGAGUGAACUCAUACACUAAGAUUGAAAAGAGUACCCAAGGGAAGAACACCUUUGGAAGGGGCUUCCCUUCCCCCAAAGGUGGAAUCAAGCCUACUGGAGAGAGCGUGGCUUUGGCCCACUUAACAGAAAGGUUUCCUGGGCUGCCCUGGGCCAGAGCUGGUCUGCAGGUGGUGGUGGAUCAGGUCUUGCAAACAGAAAACCCUCUGGAAUGGUAAGCAAGCAGCCUCCCACCCAGGAUGUCAGCAAAACUUGCUAUUGGGUUAAGCAUCAGUUUGUAUCUGCAUUAGUGAGGAUUCUCCAGAGGAACAGAACCAAUAAGAUGUGUGAGACUUACUAGGAGGAAUUGGCAGGUAUGACGUACGGAGGCUGACAAGUUCAAAAUCUGCAAUGUGAGCGAGCAGGCUGGAGAGAGCCCAGGGAACUGAGGCUGCAGUUCCAGUCCAAAAGCAGUCUGCUUGGAGAAUUCUCUCUUGCUCAGGGGAGGCCGGUCUUUUUUCAGGCCUUCAGCUGUUUGGAUGAAGCCAUCCACAUUACGAAGGGCAUUCUGCUUUACUCAAAGUUCAUUGACCUAAAUGUUAAUUUUAUCCAAAAACCCCUUACAGAAACAUCCAGAGUAAUGUGGACUAAAUAUCUUGGCACCCUGUUAACACGUGGUCCAAGAGCACCCUGGGCAGCUGUGCCCCAGAUCAGAAACAAGAAGAGAAGCCCCUUCCUCCUACAUGUCCUUCCACCACCCCCUACUGACAAAGCAACAUGGUACCAAAGGACACAGGUCCAGCUGGGGUAGCACAAAGUAGGGCAACGAUGGGUAAAUCUGUUGCCAAGAGGCAACAAUUUGGUAACUGGCACAAACACCCAUAUAUGUUACCUAAUUUAAAAAACUGGUAUGUUUUCAUAUUUUCUUGGUGUUAGAAGUUACAAAUAUUAAAUAUUUCCAUUUGCAUUGUUAAAAAUAAGGACAUUCUCCUCCUUAAUCAUUCACUAUCACACAUAACAAAAUUCACAGUAUUUCCCUAAUAUCUUCAAGUACCCAAUUCAGAUGUCUUCAAUUCCCCCCAGCUGCCUUAACUGGCUUCUUCAGACCAGGAUCCAACUAAGGAUCACACAUGGCAUCUGGUGGUUACAUUGUUUAAGUCUAGAACAGCUCUGCCAACUGCUACCCCUUUUUUUCAUGACCUUGCACUGAAUUUUCAUUUCAAAUCAGGCUACUAUGGUGUCAUUUAACUUGUUCCUCAAGUCACAGUAUUUCCUACAAACUGGAAGUUAGAGCUUAAGACUCAGCUAGUUUUGCAUACUCCCUUUCCUCAUUAAAAUAUAUAUAAAGUAAGUCAGGUUUGAAUGCUGAUGUGCUGAGAUGUACUAGGUUCUCUAAAAUACACUGACAGAUGAAAGAAAUGACUUCACCUUUGUGAAAGGAGAAGAAUUAUUGUUUAAAGUGUGCUUAGAGCUGAAUCGGCAUGAUCUUCAGUAUUUUUUCAUCAGAAGAUUUAAAAGAAGUUUAGUGGCUCUUAUUUACCAUGGGAUUCCUGGUUAUGAUUAGCAUUUCUGUGAGAAGACAGACUCCAGAGAAUUAGGGCCUAAAGAGGAAGGAAGCAUGGGAAUGUCUGCUUGAGGCUGCACAGCUGUAAAAGACCUCUUGGUGUUGACAGGAACACUGAGUACUUAAGUACUUACUGUACUUGAUAAACAGGAGACACCCCAUUGUUCUCCCUGGGUGUGUGUGCUUCAUUACAAGGAAGAGUAGUAAAUUCAACUAGUUUAACUAGGGAAGGGAAGGGGGGGGAAGGAAAGGGGAUAGGAAAAGAAGAAAGAAAACUGUAGGAAAAGUCCGUUAUCCCAUAAAGAAGUAAGAAAAGUUGGAAAUGCUGACUCAAGUUUUUGAAAAUAUGAGAUACACGAAGGACUACAAUUAUGAGAUGAGCUCUACCUGGUAGAAAAUGAAUAUAUGUUAAAUUUAUAGUAGUUACAACAAGGUAGGCUUUCCAGAGGAAAAAAAGUGAUUUAAUUAUUAAGGCUAUAUGACUCAAGUGUUAAAGAACUACAAGACAUUUAGUUAACCCCCCAAACUGCAUGCCUUUCUCUAUUUGUUGGAAUCUACAGUAAUAUGAAUCCUUGUUAGCAUAUAUACUACAUAAAUUUAAGACUAUUAUUGUGGGCUAAUGUGUUUCUUUUCAUAAGUCAACCUGUAUAAAUUAGCCAAAUUUCCUUUAGAGCUUUGUGCUAACUUUCAGAGUAAUUUUAUCUUGCUAAUUUAUUCUUAGAAUUUUAAAGCUGGCCAAAGAUUAUCAAAUACGUCAGAAUUUUAAGAAAAAUCCCUCCCUUGUAACACUCUGCUCAUGAAAGGCACUCGACCUUCACCAGAACAUUUGAUGAAAAUGGCUUUCAGUGACCUACACAACUCAAGAAUACAGCAAGACCUGUUCAUUAGACCAUAUUCCGUCCUGCAAAAGGCCCAUGCAAGCCUGCAUCUUCCAGUUUCUUUUGGCUUCCUUUUUGAAUGAAAAGGACGUAUCUACAUGUUACUAAUAUUACCACAUACUAUUACUUAAUUUCUCUUGACCUCCUCUCAUAGGUAAUAAUUAGAAAAGUUGGAUUGAGAUUAUGAAGAGUCUCGAAUGUUGGAUUUCGUUCU